This is a messenger RNA of Capsicum annuum, 5819 nucleotides long. RefSeq lists its product as uncharacterized. The coding region runs from base 317 to 5359 and encodes 1680 amino acids. The transcript is spliced from 17 exons. Gene Ontology annotation, molecular function: cysteine-type deubiquitinase activity; protein binding. Lineage: Eukaryota; Viridiplantae; Streptophyta; Magnoliopsida; Solanales; Solanaceae. The record is from RefSeq and is a predicted model, not a curated record. Gene Ontology annotation, biological process: protein deubiquitination.
AAAAUCUGCAUUUUCUCCACAUGCCAAAGAAAGACUGAAAAGUUGCUGAUGAGUGUGGACACAACUUUCCAGACUUCGCCCUUCACGCUGUUUACCCCUCCCCCGUCCUUUUGUUCGUUAGUGGAGUACUUACACUACAUAUAGAGAGAGUAACAGAGCCACUACUCUCUCCACACACACACACACACAAAAAACACCUUCAUCGCCGAUACAUACCUCAUUUUCAUUCCGAUUCCGACUCCGACUCCGACUCCGACUCCGACGUCGCAAGUGCAUGAGAUGUGUGCGUAUGAGUGAAUUGCUAUAAACAACAGUGAUGGUGCACAAGAAGCGGACUCACGCUCCUCGUCCAAAGCACUCGGCUGUUCACGAAAAUGCUGCAAUUCCGUUGCUUGAAUCGGACCAAAGCCUAGUUUCGGUGCAGAAGAGUAAAAAGGACGCUACGGCGGUGGUUGGAGGUGAGAAGAAUGUUGUAUCGCCGUCGUUAGCUUCGAUAAAGCUUGAAUGUGAGCGUGCCCUGACAGCCUUGCGUCGGGGGAACCAUACGAAAGCCUUGAGGUUGAUUAAGGAACUGUGUAGUAAGCAUGAGAGCUCGCCUCAUGCAGCGCUUAUUCAUCGUGUUCAGGGUAGUGUUUAUGUGAAAGUGGCUUUAUUGAUUGAUGAUCCCAAUACUAAACGUAGACAUUUUAACAAUGCAAUUGAGAGUGCUAGGAGGGCGGUGUCACUGUGUCCAAAUUCCAUUGAGUUUGCACAAUUCUAUGCUAAUUUGUUGUAUGAGGCUGCAAAUGAAGCGAAGGAAUAUGAGGAAGUUGUGCAGGAAUGUGAAAGGGCGUUGGCCAUUGAGAAUCCCAUAGAUCCUGCGAAACAAAGCUUACUGGAGGAAAGUCAACAGAAGGAUGAGACUCCUCGUGCUCGGAUUGACCAUGUACGGAGUGAUCUCCGGAGUUUAAUUCAGAAGUCGAACAUUGCAACCAUUUCUACUUGGGUGAAGAAUAUAGGCAGUGGUGAGGAAACAAUCAGGUUAAUCCCCAUUAGGAGGCGUCCGGAGGACCCAAUGGAUCAAGCAAGGAGGUCAAAUCAGAUUAAAAAGGCAAACAAGACGCCUGAAGAGAGGAGGAAGGAGAUUGAGGUCCGAGUGGCUGCUGCAAGGCUGUUGCAACAGAAGUCUGAAACUGUCAAGAUGCACAAUGAUGGAGAAAAAGCUCUGGAUCUUACAGAGGAAUCAAUGCAGAGAAUUGGUGAGAGGAGGAAGAGCGGAAAUGCUAGGAAAAAUCCGUCUGCCACAGAGAGAAGGGAUCGGGUCCAGUCAUAUUGGAACUCCUUGACUUUGGUUAGGAAGAAAGAGUUGCUUAGAAUUGCAAUUUCAGAUCUCAAGGCUCAUUUUAGUGCAUCAAAAGACAGAUUGGCUAUUGAAGUGCUAUCUGAGGCUCUAUCAUUUGCUGAAACCAGUAAAGAUUGGAUGUUUUGGACGUGUUGUCGCUGCAAUAAAAAAUUUAUUGACUCUGUAUCGCACAACUAUCAUGCUGAGCAUGAACAUAUUGGAACUUUGCGGCCUAAAUUGCAGUCCGUUUUGCCUCAGACUGUGGAGAAUGAGUGGGUGGAGAUGCUUUUGAACUGUUCUUGGGAACCCUUAGAUGUUAGUGCGACUGUAGAUAUGCUUGAUAAACUAUCAGGAUCUCAAAGACAGGGUCCUCGUGAUGAAAAACACUCAGGAUAUAACACAGAAGAGUGUUUUCUUGAUGAAAAGCACCCACGAGAUAACACUGAUGAAAGGUACCCACGAGAUAACACAGAUGAAUGUUUUGUUGAUGAAAAGCACCCAAGAGGUACAGAAGAGUGUUUUCUUGAUGAAAAACACCCAAGAGAUAACACAGAAAAGUGUUUUGUUGAUGAAAAGCACCCAGGAGAUACAGAAGAGUGUUUUCUUGAUGAAAAGCACCCAAGAGAUAACACAGAAGAGUCUAAAUAUGGCUGUUCUGAGGUUUUCUGCAGUGAAGACAAUGGGGAUUCGACACCUAGAAAGAAGAAAUUCGGCGAUAUACCAAACCCUGACAUGGUUGAAAGCAGAUUAUGUGAUAAGAUCUCAGACAUUGAGUUGAUGGAUUGUGAUGAGAAUUAUGAUACUAAGAAUUGUUUCCUUCCUGACAAGUGGCCUCUAUCUGAUGAUCCCCACCGAGCAAAGCUUCUUGAAAAAAUUUCUUCUGUAUUCCAGAAGCUUAUUAAAAGUAAAUGUCUUGCUUCAAGUCAGCUCAGCAAGGUUGUUCAUUUUGCAGCGGAAGAGCUUCAGGGUCUUGCUUUUGGCUCCCAACUUUCUAGCUUCAAUGUUGAUCAAAUUCCCUUAUGCAUAUGCUUUCUAGGUGCCGAGCAAUUAAAAGAAGUGCUAAAGUUUUUGCAAGAGCUUUUGCAUUGUUGUGGCUUAGGUAGGUAUUCUGAGAAAAUUAGCGCCCGAGAUGGAGCAAGCAAUUCUAGUCAAGGAUUUGACGACCUGGAGAAAUUAGUUUUCAGUGAAGAUGGUUCAUGUUUAUUGUUUGAUCAGCGUUUCCUGCCAUGCAGAUUUACUCGCAGCUCAUGUCCAGAUAUAGUUUCUAUUGACAGAACUGCACAUGUUUUGUCUAGUAAUCAAAACCAGAAUGGAGCUGAACUUGAUCCAGAGGCCUUGUUGUCCUGGAUAUUCGAAGGUCCAUCAAGUGCAGAACAAUUGGUAUCCUGGACAUGUGCAAGAGAAGAGAAAGCACAACGAGGUAUAGAAAUUCUCCGUUUUCUUGAGAAGGAGUUGAAUGACCUGCAAUGUUUAUGUGAGAGAAAAUAUGAACAUUUAAGUUACGAGGAAGCACUGCAGGUAGUAGAAGAUAUUUUUUUAGAAGAGGGUAAGAGAAGAGAUCAGGCAACCGAAUUUGUCCUACAAAGUUAUGAUUCUGUCUUGCGGAAGCGGCGAGAAGAGCUCAUAGAAAGUGAUAAUGAUGUUACAAUUUUCGGCUAUAGGUCUGAGUUGAAUGCUAUAUCAAAUGUUCUGAAGGAAGCAGAAUCUCUCAAUGUCAAUCGGUUUGGUCUUGAGGAAAGUAACAGUGGUGGAACAUCUCAACUAGGUGACAUUGAAUCUGGUGAAGAGGAUGAAUGGAAACUGAAAGACUACAUUCAUCAAGUGGACUCUUGUGUGGAAGUUGCACUACAGAGACAGAAAGAAUGUGUCUCCAUUGAGCUGUGCAAAAUAGAUGCUCGAAUCAUGGGAGUGGUUGCUAGGAUGCAGCAGCUAAAAGUAAAGCUUGGGCAUGCAUGUGCCCAGGAUUAUCGGAGUAUUUUAGUGACUCUGUUGAAAUCAUAUAUGCGGACACAUCUGGAGGAUCUGGCUACGAAGGAUGCUACCGAAAAAUCUGAUGCUGCUAGUGAAGCUUUUUUGGCUGAACUUGCUCGUGAUUCAAAGAAUAGUUCUGGUGGAGGCAAUGGUUGUUCUAAGCAUACACAUGAAAAAGUUAAAGAUAAGAAAAAAAACAGAGAGUAUCGGAAAACCAAGGGUUCAAAGCCUACUAGUGGCAACGAACUGCAUUUGCUUCGCUAUCAGACUAUGGAAGAUAUCUCAUUUGCAGUUACUUGUGAUGGAGAGAAUCAAGGUGAUGAAACGGUUGGAAAUGGUGAUUCCUUUAAUGAACAGGACAAGGAGUAUAGACGUAGGAUUGAACUCGAAUCUGAGGAAAGAAAGCUUGAAGAAACUUUGGAAUUUCAAAGACGAAUGGAGAAUGAGGCCAAACUGAAGCAUCUGGCCGAGCAAACUAAGAGAACUGCAAAAACAUGUCCACAGAGUGUUGAUGCAGUUAUGAAGUCUGAUACUUGCUCAAAGUACCGUGAUAAUGGUCAAUUAAUCAAUGGGCAAUUGAAGAGCAGUAAGAGGAAAGAAUUUCCGGACAGUUUAGGAAGUCUUCCAAAAAUCAGUACUGAAGAAAUGUCACAAAGAACUGUAACGCCAGAGGACAGUACUCUGGUAUCUACUCAAUACACUGGAAGGAGAGGCAGACGCCAGAAUGAUUCUAAGCUUAUUGAUGGGAAUUUUCAGUCUGCUUCUGAAGAAAAGGAAAAUACUGAAGUUGGUGAACCUAUUGCUCUGCGAUCUUCACAUGGAGUUAAUGGUCCAGCAGAUAGUGGAACAAAGACACUGAAACAGCUACAUGUGGAGAAUCAUGAUGAAGAAAGGUUCCAAGCUGACCUUAAGAAGGCCGUUCAGCAAAGCCUUGACACAUUUCAUGCCCAUAAGAAGUUGCCCUUGCUGCCUAGUUCAGGGAAUGGACAAAGAGUGUUUCCCAAGGCUGGGACGUUGGGCAAUGCAAAUAGUAUUGGAGAUGUAAAUAAAGUGGAUGUAUAUGGCACUGGGCUAAAGAAUGAAGUUGGGGAAUAUAAUUGCUUUCUUAAUGUCAUCAUACAGUCGUUGUGGCAUCUAGGUAGAUUUCGUGAUGAAUUCCUGAGAACAUCAUCCGAACAUGUUCAUGUUGGUGAUCCAUGCGUGACAUGUGCUUUGUACGACAUAUUUACUGCUUUGAACACUGCUUCAACUGAAGCAUGCAGUAAGACGGUUGCCCCUACUUCUUUGAGAAUUGCCCUCAGCAACCUGUAUCCUGACAGUAGUUUUUUCCAGGAGGGUCAGAUGAAUGAUGCAUCUGAAGUGCUAGGUGUAAUAUUUGAUUGUCUACAUCAGUCGUUUACAUCAGCUUCAGGUGUUUCUGAUACUGAAUCUGCAGAUAGUAGCUGCAUGGGUACGUGGGAUUGUUCAAAUGGUGCUUGUAUUGUACAUUCUCUUUUCGGGAUGGAUAUUUUUGAACAAAUGAACUGCUACAAUUGCGGAUUGGAGUCCAGACAUCUGAAGUAUACAUCUUUCUUUCACAAUAUUAAUGCCAGUGCCCUCCGUACGAUGAAGGUUAUGAGUCCAGAAAGUUCCUUUGAUGCGCUUCUGAAUCUUGUUGAGAUGAACUAUCAGUUAUCUUGUUAUUCUGAGGUUGAUGAAUGCAGGAAGCUUAACUGCAUCCAUCAUAUCCUCUCUACUCCACCUCAUGUGUUUACCACAGUCUUAGGUUGGCAAAAUACUUGUGAGAGUGUAGGUGACAUAACAGCAACAUUAUCAGCUCUAUCCACUGAGGUGGACAUAAGUGUACUUUAUCAUGGUCUAGCUCCUAAAAACAAACAUUGCUUAAUUUCAAUGGUUUGCUAUUAUGGGCAGCAUUAUCACUGUUUUGCCUACAGUUGUGAUCAUGGGAAGUGGGUCAUGUAUGAUGACAAAACUGUGAAGGUAAUUGGUGACUGGGAUGAUGUUCUUGUUACGUGUGAAAGAGGGCAUUUGCAGCCACAGGUCCUUUUCUUUGAAGCUGUAAAGUAGUUUGAUUCAGAAAAGAUGCAAACACAUUGAUCUGACCUGCAUGUUCUGGACUGACUGAGCAAAGAGGUCGCAAAUUCAUACUCUGGAAAAUAUAGUUGUACAAACCCAAGUUGUAGUAUACAAACAAGUUUUGUCGUGAUGGAGAAAAAUAGGAGUCACCGACGUGUGGAAAAAUUUCAUAGAGAUCUGUCUCAUGAUUGGUGGACAUCAUGUAAUACAAAAGCAAGUGUAGGCUUGUGACAUCCUUGAUACCUGGAUACCGUAUGGCAGAAGCAAGUUUUUGCAUAUGCUAGUUCUCUAAAAUUUUUGGACCCUUACAAUGAGGUGGCAAGCUUGAGUAUAGUGAAACAUUUGCUACCAUUUGCCUACAAAGUGCCUUGUAUAUGAUAUUGCUUCUGUACGUAGGGAAUUUGCAUCUUUUGUCCAUUUUUAAUGUAAGGAAGCUGUGUAUAUUGUCUUA